GGAUGACGCCGCUAGCGCCAACUCACCAGGCAUCACUCAAGGCGUCCCUCAGCUCUGCAGAGAUACCGCAUCCCCGCAACCAGGCCCCCAGCUCUGAACUCGGGCAUCAUGCACCAAUUGCUGUAGUAGAUAUGAGGCACUGCCUACAAUAAUGGGGAUGUUGUGUCGAUGCGUCAGGCCGACACCGCAUAGGCACCGCCACCACCUGCGCGCACAUGCUAAGCCGUUUGGGGCCAUCUAUCGCUAGGCUGCAAUGGAAUACAGUCGACACCGAUUGCUAGGAGUCAUUUGUUAGGCUACUGUGACUGAUACAUAAAUAUGAGGGCUUUAUCCGUUCUGUUCUACUUCUAAACACAAACAUCUGAUUCUACUUGAUAUUCUUCUCGUGUCAAGGAUUCAACCAUGCCUAGCUUCGACAACGAGAUUGACGCACGGGAAGGACAUGGGGGACGAGGUGCCUCUAAUGGUACCAGCAAUGGAGUCACCGACCAUAGCAAGGAGACUGUAAAGAGCUUGAAGAACGGCACAGACGCUCCGACUCAAGCCAUCAAUGGAGAUGCAAAAGAAUCAGAGAAACCAUCGACUCAAGACGGAGAGCAAGCCGUCAAUGGCAAUUCAGAAGACCCCGAGAAGCCAUCCGCUCAAGAAGGAGAGAAGGCCGAGGAGAAACCCACCGAGCCUCCAGUCGAGCGAGGCUCAGUCAGCGAGGCCAAAUCAAUCUUUCGCGGACCCAAGGACGACGACGGCGAAUACACCUGGUCCGAGAAGGCCGAGGCAGAAGACAAAGCCGCCGAAAACGAGACGACUGCAAAGUUCGCCGUCGUCGUACGCAAGAAGAAGAGUUGUGAUUCCCGCAAAUUCUACGAGGCACACUCGCUCAUCAUCCAGAGCGCUCUCUUGAGGGAAGCUCUGGGUGAGGUCUUCAAGGACUAUCCGGGCAUCACGCCCUCGCUGGAGAGAUUUGUUGUCUAUGCUCCUUUCCGCCCCUUCGUUCACCGAUGGACUGCGUUUCAAGCAUAUAUGGCCCGCACCGACUUGAGCGAUGCGAUGAGGGAGCAUCUGCAGAUUCUGCACAGCAUCUUGAUGGAAGAGGUCGGUGACACGCUGAAUGUCUUCCGCGACUAUGUCAGCCUGGGUGUCAUCACCUACGAGCACUUGUGGACUAUUUUUCCCCCUGGGGAGGUCGCCAUACUGGUCCGCAAUGGGAACCGCAUCUCUGCCUUUGAGGUGAAAGAAUCGAAUUACAUCCAGACACGCUGUGGACCGUCCAUGGAAGUCUACCAGCGAAUGGUGGACGUGGACGGUGAGUCUGACACGUUCGGCUGGACUGAAUCUACUGCCAUCAUUCCGGGCUUCAACGGAACUCGUAAGAUCAACGACCUGAAAGUGUAUCCGAUCAAGUUCCACGAGGACAAGGACAAGCUGGAGAAGACGCUGAUUGAGCGGGGAAAGAAGUUUGAGUCUCUUCGUGGCUAUCAGUUCAAGCAAUAUUCUGGCAUGGCCGUGACGUGGAAUCGCGACGAGGUCGAGUUGCACAUGCAGACAGCUGGCAGGGUUGUCAUCGACGUCAAGUCGUUUGACAAAUGGAGCCCCUUUGCUGCCAGAGACAUCCAGAGGAUGGGCAACAUUGACGAGCUGAAAUUCACCGAAGCCUGCAAAGAAGGUCUACUCGACGAAAUGGCGGAAGAAAAGAGAGCCUCGGCAACCGUUGCUACCAAGCUCACGCCAUAUCACCAGAUGGUAUGUUUCCCUCGAGUGCGCGGCUACAGCCUGAAAACCAAGUCAUGGCUCGACUUCUACGUCGAGAAUGUGUCCGACAUUGAAUGGAACGACAAGGCUUUCGAGAGCUUGGUGCUGCCCGAGGACCAGAAGGAGAUGAUCCUCGCCUGCACAGAAGCGCAAGUAGACAACAAAGGAGACGGCUUCGACGACGUCGUCAAGGGGAAAGGAGAAGGCCUCAUCAUGCUGGCCUCUGGGCCCCCUGGCGUUGGCAAAACCCUCACCGCCGAGGCCGUGGCCGAGCAUCUACGCGCACCACUCCACAUGUUGACGUCGGGCGAUCUAGGAUCCAGCGCUGGAGAUCUAGAAGACCAGCUCCAGUCAGUACUGGACAUGGUAGGCCGAUGGAACGCCAUCCUGCUCAUCGACGAAUGCGACGUCUUCCUCGAGGCGCGCUCCGUCCACGACCUCGAGCGCAACAGAGUCGUCUCCAUCUUCCUCCGCACGCUCGAGUAUUAUCAAGGUAUCCUCUUCAUGACCACGAACCGCGUCAAGGAGAUCGACCAGGCCUUCCAGUCGCGAAUCCACGUCUCGAUCGAGUACCCCGCCCUGACCAAGGACUCGCGGCGGCAGAUCUGGUCAAACUUCCUCAGGAAGUCCGAGUCGUUGGCGGGCUUCUCGGACCACGAUCUUGAUGAGCUGGCUACGGCAGACUUGAACGGUCGCCAGAUCAAGAAUGUGCUCAAGACGUCGCAGCUGCUUGCGUCGCGGCGGAAGGAGAAGCUCAGUCGCAAGUUUGUGGACACGGUGCUGAAGGUCGAGAGUCUGCGUCCAGAGGCAUCGCACAUAUACAUGUAAGCGACCGUGGAUAUUCGAAUGUUUUUCUGGCGUUUUCAUGGGUGAGCAUUUAGACAGCAACAUUCCAGGCGCUCUUCAUGCAUGGGUAUACAUGUUAGACGUCCGUUCAGAUACGAAGUCAACGGAGAUUCUUAUUUUCCGUGACGAAAUAGAACAUACGCUUGAACAGACAUUUUGACCAGAACCUUAUAUCGUCAA
Messenger RNA from Pseudovirgaria hyperparasitica, 2775 nucleotides. Its product is annotated as ATPase. The record is from RefSeq and is a predicted model, not a curated record. Bases 403 to 2577 code for a protein of 724 amino acids. Gene Ontology annotation, molecular function: ATP binding; ATP hydrolysis activity. Lineage: Eukaryota; Fungi; Ascomycota; Dothideomycetes; Acrospermales; Acrospermaceae. The transcript has a single exon.